AUGGACGGAGGACAGCCCGUCCCUUCGCCCCUGGUGCCCCUUGGGAACGUGCCCUCAGAUUCUAGCAUGUCUCUGGAGCAGAAAACGACAUUUGUUUUUGUUAUUUUGCUGUUUAUUUUCUUGGGCAUCCUUAUCAUCAGGUGCUUCCGGAUUCUGCUGGACCCAUACCGGAGCAUGCCGACCUCCACCUGGGCCGACGGGCUGGAAGGCCUGGAGAAGGGGCAGUUCGACCACGCCCUGGCCUAGCGGCACGGGGCAGGGUCCCCUCCCAGGGGGGAGCACCCCACGCCCCGGCGAGGAUUCCCUGCAGUCAGUGU
Messenger RNA from Lemur catta (Ring-tailed lemur), 317 nucleotides. RefSeq names its product cortexin 3 (gene CTXN3). Bases 1 to 246 code for a protein of 81 amino acids. The transcript has a single exon. The record is from RefSeq and is a predicted model, not a curated record. Lineage: Eukaryota; Metazoa; Chordata; Mammalia; Primates; Lemuridae.